AUGAACGUUAAUGAAGAAGACACGACAAGGAGAGACAUGUAUGCGCUUGUGAAAUGGUGUGCCGGGGUUGAUGAGGGGAAAUUUAGUAUUGUUCACAUUAAAUACAUACGAAAUUUUGAUCUGGAAAGUUUUGUAAACGGCGUGAUUACAUACGAAGACGAAUUUGCCGUCGAGUGGGGUGUGGGAAAACGACCAAAAGGUGGAUUCCCCAUUUAUAUGGCUACCGUUCAAUCAGUUGGAGACAUGAAUACUUUGGAGCGAAAGUUGGACAAACGUUCGAAGAAAGAUUCCGAAGACAACGCCAUUGUGGGAAAGAGAAUCCGUGUUGCCAAACGUCUGUGGGAGGAUGAGGAUGAGGAUGACCCCCCUACUGCCGUGGCCACAGUCAGUGGAACCAAAGCUGCCAUUCACAAUCAAGGGGCUGAAAUCCUAGAUUCCAUUUCCUUGGAAGAACAAGCAGAAAAUAGUGACAACGAGCUCUCACUUGUGCGUCAAGAAUUGCUAGAAAUAAAAAAAUUCAUCUUUACAGAGAUACCUCAGAUAAAAGAAAUGCUCAACAGAAGCUCCAUGCACCUCGGCAGUCCAGGGUCUCUCCCCAGCCCUUCAAACCCUGUUCAAAUAGAAGAAAUUGUCCCAGGUUCAGGUGUUUACGUAUCACGAAGUGUGUGGCGCUCUGCUUGCCAGGCAUCUAGUGGGACUUCAAUGGCAAGGAUUUUGCUGCUUGGGGUGUUUGACAUUGAAACGCUCAUCAAAAGUAAUUUGAGAGGAGGGGAAUCCAAGGUUUCAAAGGGGGGAGAUGGGGAGAAAAGAAGCGCCCUGGAUGAAAUAAAAGUGAAAGCUAUAAUGGAUGCUGUUAUGUCAAGACACUCAGUUUCGACUGGCCAGAUCGGAGCAGCCCUGAAUGGGAAGAUGGCAGAACUAAGACUGGCAAUGUCCAGGAAAAAUGUUCAUUAAAAAUGAGUGUUUCCCGAGUGAGUCAAAAAUCUGAAGUUGAAAUUAAAAAGUUUUUACUUGAAAAGUUUGUAUACUGAACAAAAUGCAUUAAAGUUUCUAUUUGAAAAGACCUGGAAUUGUGUGUUCUG
Molecule: messenger RNA, 1082 nt
Organism: Carassius gibelio (silver crucian carp)
Lineage: Eukaryota; Metazoa; Chordata; Actinopteri; Cypriniformes; Cyprinidae
Exons: 7
Coding region: 1-954 (317 amino acids)
Molecular function (GO): DNA binding
Source: RefSeq, a predicted model, not a curated record